Messenger RNA from Cavenderia fasciculata, 186 nucleotides. RefSeq lists its product as uncharacterized. Bases 1 to 186 code for a protein of 61 amino acids. NCBI's taxonomy places the organism in Eukaryota, Evosea, Eumycetozoa, Acytosteliales, Cavenderiaceae. The transcript has 3 exons. The record is from RefSeq and is a predicted model, not a curated record.
AUGUCUUCAAAUUCUGCGGUUCCUCAAAAUGUAUUGAUGAUUCUACUUAAAAAGAAUUUACCACCAAUGUUGAUUGAAAAGAUUAUUGCACAACUACAGGAUGGAGAUAACUCUUCUGGAGAUAGUCUUGAAAACCUUUCAAAUUUACUUGAUUCACUCAAUACAUAUGCUUUUGUACAAAACUAA